Messenger RNA from Argentina anserina (silverweed cinquefoil), 2344 nucleotides. RefSeq names its product DNA (cytosine-5)-methyltransferase DRM2. Lineage: Eukaryota; Viridiplantae; Streptophyta; Magnoliopsida; Rosales; Rosaceae. The coding region runs from base 333 to 2228 and encodes 631 amino acids. The record is from RefSeq and is a predicted model, not a curated record. The transcript is spliced from 9 exons. Gene Ontology annotation, cellular component: nucleus. Gene Ontology annotation, molecular function: DNA (cytosine-5-)-methyltransferase activity.
UAAAACCCGAGAAACCCAAAAGCUCAGAGUUCUGAGUUCUCUGAAUGAAGGUCCACGGAUUCUCUCCAUCACGGACUUGACCGGAAAUUUUCUCUCUCUUUACCUCUAAAACGCUCUCAUCUUCUUGCUCUCUCUCUCUAUAUUUCGGUGCUCUUAUGUAGUAGCUUCUGAUCAACUCCGCCGCCUCCGGUUUCGGUUCUCCAACGGCGUUUGCCUCUCCGUACAAGAAGGCCGCUUUGUACGGAGACGAAGUGCAUUACGACGACGGCGUCGGAAUCGGACUCCGGGGAGCUUGCGAACCUUUGUGCGGGUGACCAUUACAUUAUAAAGACAUGGAUGGAAAUUCAUCUGGGGUAAACGGAAAUAAUGUUGACUGGGAUACUGAAGACGAGCUGGACGAGAUUGAAAAUUUCACUUUGUCUUCUUCAGCUAAUCUGGGCUAUGGGGAGGGGUGCUCAUCAACAGAACCUUGCAAGACCAAAGUUUUUGAUAAUUUUGUCAGCAUGGGAUUUUCUCACAAAUUGGUAGCCAGAGCUAUUAAGGAACAUGGUAAGAACACUGUACCAUAUUGUUCUCUGUGCUUUAUAAUUGUAAUGAUUCAGUUUCACCAUAAUUUACACAGUACUAUGAUGAAACAUACAGGUGAGAAAGACGCAGAUUCAAUUCUGGAAAGCCUCCUCUUAUACACUGCUCUUGAAAAUUCAACUCCAGAGCAGGAUUCUCCUCCAGAGCAGGAUUCUCCACCAGAGCAGAGUUCUCAUCCGGAACAGUGCUCUCCUCCACAACAGCAACAGAUCGAUUCUGAUCCCUUUUCUUCAGAUUAUGAGGGGAGCUUUCUGGAUGGAUUUUCAGAUCUAGAUAGCUCUGAUAAUGAGUGCAUUCCAACAUCUGAGGAGGAGAAGAAACUUGUGUCCUUGGUUAAUAUGGGGUACACAGUAUGGGAGGCUUCAAUUGCAAUUGAGAGAUGCGGUGUUGACUCUACCAUAGAUGAAUUGACUGAUUUCAUAUCAGCUGCUCAGUUUUCAAAGGCAGAAGAUGUCCAUUUUCCCCUUGAAGAGAAGCCUAGACGUCUUCACAUUGAUGACAAGAAGAAAAGGAAACUCUGUGAAAUUGCCAUGUCAAAAAGAAAAAAGAAGGUGGGGCUUGGAAAUGGGAUCAUUGAUGAAGAUGAUGAGGCACUUCAUCUCCCAAAUCCAAUGAUUGGAUUCGGGACUCCAACACAUCUUUGUCAAAUCCACAGGAGUAUUCCAGAGGCAGCCAAAGGACCUCCUUUCUUCUACUAUGAAAAUGUGGCAUUGACUCCUAAAGGGGUCUGGAGCACAAUAUCCCGAUUUCUGUAUGAGAUCCAGCCUGAAUUUGUUGAUUCCAAGUACUUUUCUGCAGCUGCUAGGAAAAGAGGUUAUGUUCAUAAUCUUCCAAUAGAGAACAGGUUUCCUCUCAUUCCCCUCCCACCGCAGACUAUUUUUGAUGCAUUUCCCAUAACAAGGAGGUGGUGGCCUAGUUGGGACGAGCGCAGACAGCUGAAUUGCCUACAGACUUGCUAUGCUAGUGCAAAGUUGACUGAGAGGAUCAGGCUGGCUCUCAAAGACUUUGAUGAAGAUUCGGUUCCACCAGAAAAAGUUCGACGUUCUGUUCUAUAUGAAUGCCGGAAGUGGAAUCUUGUAUGGGUAGGGAAGAACAAGGUUGCCCCAUUGGAGCCCGAUGAGGUGGAAAUGCUGUUGGGGUUCCCGAGGAACCAUACAAGGGGAAUUAGUAGGACUGAUAGAUACAAGUCACUGGGAAAUUCAUUCCAGAUUGAUACAGUUGCCUAUCAUCUAUCUGUGUUGAAAGAUCGGUUUCCCAAUGGCAUCAAUGUCCUCUCUCUUUUCUCUGGGAUUGGGGGCGCAGAGAUAGCCCUCCAUCGGCUUGGCAUACGGAUGAAGAACGUUGUGUCUGUUGAGAUUUCAGAGGUGAGCAGAACUGUGGUGAGGACUUGGUGGGAGCAAACCAAACAAAAAGGAAACUUGUACCACCUUGCUGAUGUGCAAGAGUUGAAUAAGGACCGGCUUAAGCAUUACAUCAAUACCUUUGGAGGGUUUGAUCUUGUGGUUGGUGGGAGCCCGUGUAACAAUCUUGCUGGUAGCAACAGACAUCAUAGAGAUGGGCUUGAGGGAAAAGAAUCGUCUCUGUUCUUUGAUUAUUUCCGUAUAUUAGACGUAGUGAAGGAUCUUAUGCCAAGAAACAGCUGAUCAAUGUAUUAUUCGAGAUCUAGAUACUUGAACCUCUAGUUACUUAUGCUCUUAAUUUAGAUGAAUAAAUAUUGGAUUUCUUUGAUAUUUAAGUACUCGGAUCAUAACAUUCUUUU